AUGCAUGGUAUAAUCAUUUGCUCUUAAAUUACUGUCAUGGAAAGCAAGAGGAAGAAAACUCAAGGCCGCCGGAAAAUUGAUAUCAAGAAGAUAGAAGAUGUCAACCACCGCCACGUGGCCUUCUCCAAGAGACGCCUCGGCCUCUUCAACAAAGCUUGCGAGCUCUGCAUUCUCUGCGGCACCCACAUCGCCGCCAUCGUCGAAUCCUACGGCGGCAAACGCGUCUUCGUAUUCGGCCACCCGAAGCCCGACGCUGUCAUUGACCACUACCUCUCUGGCGCCACCGCCCCUCCAGACUGGCUGCCCGACGACCCUCUGCUGAGGAGGAGCGAGCAGCUCUACCAGCAGGCGUGUCUGGAGCUGGAGGCGGAGAAGGAGAAGGUGGAGGAGAGGGAAGGCGAGGGUGGUGGGGUCCGCUGGUGGGACAUGCCGAUAGAGGGCAUGGGUUUGAAGGAACUGGAAGAGUACACGGCCGCCCUGGAAGAGCUGAGGAAGAAGGCGGCGCUCAGGGUUGACGAGUUGGAGACGGCGGCGAUGAUGAGGGAAAACGCCGCCGUUUUGUGCUGUGGGAGUAGUUCUUCACCGCCUCCUCUGUCGGAGUAUCAUCAGGCCGGCGGUUUGAUGAAUUUGAAUUAGUUGCUAUUUUUGAGAUUUUCAAUCACGGAAUGCAAAUCAGUUUAGAUUGUGUUACUUAAAUUAGCACUAAUUUAAUUGUAGAUUGCUGAUUAUAGAUUGCUAAUUAGCACUAAUUUUGAUUAGUUGGUCCACAUAAGUACCAUGAAAUUUUCUUUAAUUAAUACGGGAUACGGCCCUAAUCAAUACAAGUACUACGUAAUUAUAAGCAUCAGUUUUGUUAUGCUUG
Messenger RNA from Cuscuta europaea, 862 nucleotides. The record is from the annotation of a GenBank genome assembly. Lineage: Eukaryota; Viridiplantae; Streptophyta; Magnoliopsida; Solanales; Convolvulaceae.